GUGAAUCGCUACAAAGGUUUAUACGCCUCUGGACUCUGCUGUGUGCCAAACUUCAUGCAUGGUGCCAUCAAAUGUGCGGGUAUAGCUUGCUAUUAUCGGGAUGACAUCAAUGUGACACUUCACAGUCAAAGGCAUGAAUUUAACCGAUUUUAUAUAAAUUUACUGCCUUUAUUUGCCAAAAAAAAAAAGAGCAGUAUCAUCAUCCCCUUCUUUCUGUUAUCAUGACUACCAUUAGUAUUGGAAAAUAUCUUAUCCACCGUCUCAAGGAAGUUGGUGUGGAAACUAUCUUUGGCGUUCCCGGAGACUACAACAUGCCACUUCUUGACCAAAUAGAAGACGAUAAGGACGUGUUUUGGGGAAACAACGCUAAUGAGCUCAAUGCUUCAUAUGCUGCCGACGGCUAUGCAAGAAUCAAUGGUGUAGGAGCUUUGGUUACCACCUUCGGUGUCGGAGAGCUAUCAGCUAUGGCUGGUAUUGCUGGUUCAUACUCUGAAAUGGUUCCAGUCAUCCAUAUUGUUGGCAUGCCUAAUACCAAGUCUCAAGCUACUGGUGCUGUUCUCCACCAUACUCUUGGAAAUGGCGAUUAUCAUGUUUUUCAAAAGAUGUUUGCCGAGAUUACCGUUGCCAAUGCCUUGUUGAAGCAAGAGAAUGCAGCCGAGCAAAUCGAUCGAGUCCUACAACAUUGCAUUGCUAACGUGCGUCCAGGUUAUAUCGGUAUCCCAAUUGACUUGAUCAAUGCGGAAAUUACAGUAAAAGCCUCACCAAUUCCAUCACUGAGCUUGGACAUCCCUAAAAACCCCGAAAAGACUCAUCGAGCAGCUCUGGAGGAUAUCAUCGCAAAGGUAGAAGAAGCAAAGAAGCCCAUCAUCCUUGUCGAUGCUUGUGCAUUGAGAAGAAAUAUGAUAAAGGACGUCCAAAAGCUAAUCGAAGUAUCUGGCUUUCCUACCUUCACCACUCCUAUGGGUAAAGGCGGAGUCGAUGAGGACCAACCUGCCUAUCGGGGUUGCUAUGCGGGAGAUGUCAGCUAUGACGAAGUCAAGCAAGAAGUGCAUGAUUCCGACCUCAUCCUAGCUAUUGGCUGUUUGAAGGCUGAUUUUAACACUGGCGGUUUCACAUAUCACUUGGAUUCAGACAAGGUGAUAGAAUUCCACAGCUUUAACGUGAGCGUCCACUACGCAACAUACGAGAAAGUUAGUAUGAAUCAGCUCAUUCCGGAUUUAAUCAAGCAUUUCCCCAAGAAGCGGUCCAUCGACUUUGGUCCACGACCCUGUGGUCCACAAGCCGAUAGCAACUCUGAAGUCAUCGACCAUACUUACUUCUGGACGAAUAUCCCGCGCUUCUUGGAGCCAAGAUCUAUCAUUGUUGCCGAAACUGGUACCUCCAUGUUUGGUGCUAUCAAUAUGAAAGCUCCAAAGGAUGCGAUCUUCAUUACUCAGUUCUUAUGGGGAUCCAUUGGCUAUAGCGUUGGUUCGGCCAUGGGAGCCGCUAUGGCCGGGCGUACACAAGACAGACGAGUCUACCUGUUUGUUGGUGACGGCUCAUUCCAGUUGACGGCACAGGAAGUGUCGGUCAUGCUACAUCAGGGCCUUACCCCUGUCAUCAUUAUCCUCAACAACGAUGGUUAUACUAUUGAAAAACUCAUCCAUGGACCUGACAGAAAAUAUAACAACUUCCAAAUGUGGCAAUACAGCAAGACAUUAGAGUAUUUUGGCUGUAAUUUGGAGCACAACCUCAAGGAAUCGUUCCAAGCUAAGGUUGGUGCCCAAGCCAAAGUCACAACCCGGAAGGAACUAGAGAAAGUUCUUGAGCAAACCAGGGCAGAAAAGAACAAGAUCCACAUCUUGGAAGUUUGCAUGCCUCAAUUGGAUGCUCCCAGAGAGUUAUUGUUGCAAGUGAAGACUUCUGAAAACCGUUAACCGGUUGAUUAUGGAUGGAAAGCACACCUUAACAUAGCAUUAUAUUUACAAAUCAACACUUCGUUUUUUCAUCCAACAGUAUGGACAAGGUGAUGUACACAUGUCGCCAAUUCAUCUAGUUAGCAAUUCAUCAAAACCAAUAAACCGAAGUGGCAUUAUUGAUAUGACCUAAAUUCUCCUCACAAACACACUAUCCAUCCUUAUGUAUCCAUUCGCUUGACACCUGCGGACAAUCAUGGGGUGCCCAUCGAGACAAAAC
Messenger RNA from Umbelopsis ramanniana AG, 2175 nucleotides. RefSeq lists its product as uncharacterized. Bases 222 to 1916 code for a protein of 564 amino acids. The transcript is spliced from 7 exons. Lineage: Eukaryota; Fungi; Mucoromycota; Umbelopsidomycetes; Umbelopsidales; Umbelopsidaceae. Gene Ontology annotation, molecular function: carboxy-lyase activity; thiamine pyrophosphate binding; magnesium ion binding. The record is from RefSeq and is a predicted model, not a curated record.